CGGCAGUGGUAUCGCACUGUACCAUACGUAUUGAUUCUUGGUAGAAAGAUACUAUUAAUAAGGUGUCAAGGAGCAACUCGUACGGUACGAUCCUUGACAUAAAAAAGAAACAGCGAGAACAAAAUGUUUCUGCUGCGUGUUCUCAGGUUUGCCUUGACAUAUCUACUAUUUCCGACUGUCGUUGAAGGAUUUGUUUCAAACAAGCUCUCUGACAUGGCAGGGAAAAAGCAAAUAAUUCAAAUGAACGACAAAGAUCUUUCGACUGGCGCUGCGGAACCAGCCGCCGCAUCGUCUGCCUGUCCCCAUCCGUUCACACAGCUCCCAGGGGAUCCAUCUCUAGUGUUGGUAACAAAUCUGGAUCUUGGCACCAAGAAACUUGACGUGAUGAAGAAGGUCUCGAAGGCCAUCAGCGAAACUACGGGCAAACCAGAAUCCUACAUCGGAGUUUCCAUCACUGACAACGCAAGCGUGAUUUUUGGGUAUGUCAAGUCUUUCUGUCUUAUCCUCAUCAAAACAUCGCUGUUGACGCUAGGAAGGAGUUCCGUUUUGUGUAUUGUCGCUCGCACUUCUACAUCACUUACAAAUUUUGCUUUUUCAUUGCAAUCCAUUCCAAAAUAUGUUUUGCCACCGUCAUUCACCCAUGCUAAACACAUGCAAUUCCUAUUCAAAUCAAAAGAGGAUCCGACAAACCUUGUGCACUCGGAAAUUUGUACAGCAUCGGAGCAAUUUCAAUGGAGAACAACGGGCAGAUGCAGUCGAAAAUUACUGAUAUUUUGGAAGAGUUCGGGUUGAAGGAGGAUAGAAUGUACAUCAACUUUUGGGACAUGCCCAGAGCAAACGUUGGAUGGUCACGACGCACGUUUGCUGGUUGAUUGGGAUGACUAUGAAGGAUUGUGUCGAAAAAAGUCAGUGUGGUACGUUAGGAAUGUAUUAAAAUAUGCGCAUGUAU
This is a messenger RNA of Pseudo-nitzschia multistriata, 949 nucleotides long. Lineage: Eukaryota; Bacillariophyta; Bacillariophyceae; Bacillariales; Bacillariaceae. The record is from the annotation of a GenBank genome assembly.